Ilyonectria robusta is the source of this 1887-nucleotide messenger RNA. RefSeq lists its product as uncharacterized. The record is from RefSeq and is a predicted model, not a curated record. Gene Ontology annotation, biological process: positive regulation of transcription from RNA polymerase II promoter by galactose; DNA-templated transcription. Bases 1 to 1860 code for a protein of 619 amino acids. NCBI's taxonomy places the organism in Eukaryota, Fungi, Ascomycota, Sordariomycetes, Hypocreales, Nectriaceae. Gene Ontology annotation, molecular function: RNA polymerase II cis-regulatory region sequence-specific DNA binding; zinc ion binding; DNA-binding transcription factor activity, RNA polymerase II-specific. The transcript is spliced from 4 exons. Gene Ontology annotation, cellular component: nucleus.
AUGGUAAGAUAUAAUGGGCUCUUUAAAUUCUUUACUAAACAGCCUAGCAAUCGAUGCAAGCGACGAAAGAUCAAGUGCGAUGGCGGGAAGCCUUGCGUGAAAACUCCUGACAAACCUCAUAGUGUGAUGGCGCCUGAUGACGGCUCUCAAAUGGUAGCCGAAGCAGCCGGAAUCGUGCCGGGGAGUCUUCAAUCCACGUCCAAUGAAGCAUCCCCAGCACAAACGUCUCAAAGCUUCCAACCACAAAGUGACUCCAGUAUAACGUCUCCUGAAUUCUGCGGUCCUUCGAGUUCUGAAUUCACAUUGAAUGUGGUCAGUGGAAACCUCAAAGCAAUGGGGAUGCCAGCAGCCAUAUUGAGCAAAUCCACGUCCGCGCCUGGAUGUCCAUCAUCGUCUCGCCUGGCACAAUAUGGGCCAUUUAUGAAGGUCUUGACUAUGGAUCCAUUGUGGGAUAUAAAAGGAGAUGAUGCAGUUGAUCUGAUUGAUCAAUGGUGCAAUGGGGUAGGCUCAUUAUACCCCGUGGUAGACCGCGACAGAAUGAUGCAGACAGCCAAUAAUGUGUUUGCAUCUCUGGAAUCCGCUUCGAGGGACGGAGUCAAGUUGGCAAAAGGUUCUUUGGUUGAGACUCUUUUCAAUGAUGAGACAAACAAGAUGAAAAUUGUCCUAGCCAUCGGGCGUACACUUGCAAGUGGAGGCAGAAACGACCAAGCGCAGAGGUUGUUUGAAAGCACUACAGAAGCAGUAGAGGGUUUGAUCUGGAACUCCAACGGAAUUCAUGGUAUUCAGCUUCUCGUUCUUGUGGCGCUAUACCACUAUCACCUUGAUGAAGAAGUGCGAACAGGCCGGAUUAUUGGGUUUGCAGCAAGACUCUGUCUCGAAAUGGGAUUGCACCGUCGAUUGAUGGUGGAGAAUGCCUUUCCAAAUCUUGAAGAGCGAUCAGACGCUUUGAGAACAUUCUGGUCUGUGUAUAUGCUUGAAAGGAGAACCAGUCUUGGCCAAGGAAUCCCCUUUUCCAUUCAAGAUUCUUACGUUGAUCCGUCACUAUUUACACUUGACAAUUCUAAUCCCAUCUUGUCUUGUCUGCUUGAUUGGACCAAGCUGGCUGGGAAAACCUGGCAGGCACUGAAUUGUCAAGGCGAAAAUGGAGCCAAAAUCAACACUGACGAUCUGGAUUACCUGGAUUAUCAAACCAUCCACUGGUAUGAGCAGCUUCCUGAACAUCUAACUUUAAACGAAACUUCACUACAUCUCAGCAGUGAGCUGGAAAAGCCAAAUUACAUCCAAGCCGUCCUGUUCUUCCGCAAAAGUCAUGUCCGCAAUUUAAUCUAUCGACCAGUCUUGCAGUCAGCAGGGCAAAUCAACCAGCACAAAAAGUAUGCUCAUACGGCUAUGAAAGUAGCAAAAGAGACACUGCAGAUGCUUGCAGAUCUCAACGACAAUACUGCCUCUAUUCGAACUCAUGCAAUAUUCUUUAAACAUCCAUUGCUCACUGCUUUUGGCAACCUUUUGUUGGCAAUCGUAAACGCUAGCUCUACGUUUUGGGACAGCGUAAGAGCAGAGUUUGACAUUGCUUUAAAUCUAAUCAAACUGCUGAGCACUCGAUCAAGCCCGUUGAUGCGGUUGUGGAAACGCCUUCAAGGUUUGCAAGAGCUUCAAACAAAACUUGCUAACCCGGCUCAAGAAUCCGACAACUUUCUUCCUCCAAACGACGUCCUGUCGUUUGACCAACUAUUCUCAGCGUUCCAAGACUCUUCGGAUCAAUUUCCAGGGGGUUCAAUAAUGCGAGAACAUGUUAAUAGUUUAUUGGAUGAUUCAGUCGUACAUGGCAGUUUUUCGAAUUUUCACUUUGAUUGGGAAUAGAUGCAAAUUAGUCAAAAUUGGCACAGG